UGGAUGUUGCCACUUUUCUCCUUUCCAAUGGCAUCCCAUUCAACACACUCCUCCCAGCUCCCUCUCUUAAACCAUUAGAAGCUCGCUCAGUCACCCAUUCCGAACCGAGCAUCCUGAAUGAAGGGCACGACUAUGACGCAUAUAUCAAGAUUCGUGACUCACACUUACGAUCCAACAGCAGGUGUCGUCGUGCUCUGUCUAUGGGUGGAAUUGUCCGGCGUAUUGCCAGCGAAUGUCUUGUCGACUCUGAUGUACUCGCAAUCCCAUCUCAGGAAGCUCUAGAAUGGAAGGGUGAGGUGUAUGUCCUUGAUGGAGAUGUCAUGGUCGACGAUGCAUUGUCUGCUCAGGAAUUGGUCAUUAUCCGUGGAGUGUACACCUUCAAAGCAUCAGACAGUCCCACUUCUCCAUCUUGGUUUCCGAGGACCAGAGCUUGGGGUCUCUCUGGUUAUAAUAAGGGCUUUUGGGGUUCAGACGCCGAGGCCUGGUAUAGUCGACGAUGCAGUAACCUAUUCUCGGGAAGCAAGGGGAAGAUUAUCACACGCAAUUGGCGAAAUUAUAUUCGAUUCACUGAACAUACACAUACUUUCCUAAAGGAUAUGGAUGCUCAUGCCCUUGCAUACUUAAAAUCACCGGACGCUGCACCUCUCCUUUACACACCUUGAA
Messenger RNA from Cyclocybe aegerita, 663 nucleotides. NCBI's taxonomy places the organism in Eukaryota, Fungi, Basidiomycota, Agaricomycetes, Agaricales, Hemipholiotaceae. The record is from the annotation of a GenBank genome assembly.